Messenger RNA from Alosa sapidissima (American shad), 4245 nucleotides. RefSeq names its product protein FAM160A1 (gene fhip1ab). The record is from RefSeq and is a predicted model, not a curated record. Bases 45 to 3305 code for a protein of 1086 amino acids. Lineage: Eukaryota; Metazoa; Chordata; Actinopteri; Clupeiformes; Clupeidae. The transcript is spliced from 12 exons.
CCUGACCCCCUGCUGUGCAUGAUGGUCUAGCCUCUCCCACCAAAAUGAUGGCCUCCGUGGUUGCCAGUGGCAACAGGGGCAGGGCACAGAGACUAAGGGGAGUGGACCCUGAGACCUGUAUGAUAGUCUUCAAGAACCACUGGGCUCAGGUCCUGCGUGUUCUGGAGCGCUAUGACCCGGGCCGUGGUGGCGCGGGCAGCUCGGGUCCGAUCCCGGCGGACGAGGCCAGCGCGGUGCAGAACUACGCCGAGCACAUGCUGGUGCUGCUGAUGGAGGAGCCGUCGGGAGACAGCGGGGCCAUGGGCCCCAUCCUGGAGUUCGUCGUCCUGGAGAACGUGAUGGAGCGGCUCUUCCUGUGGAGCCUGCGGCGGCAGUUCACCGACGACAUGAAGCUGGAGCAGCUCCGCAUGUACUCCAUGCUGAUUGGCCAGGCCCAGCAGCCGCUCCUCCAUCACAAGCCCAUCCUGCGGCCGCUCAUGAUGCUGCUGUCGUCCUGCUCUGCCUCUGGCUCCACCGUGGGGCCCAACUCCUCUGUGAGGCCCUCAGCCGGCUCCUCCUCCUCCUCCGCCAUGGGGCCCAGCAUGGUGGAGGCCGAGCUAGUGGGGCUGCUGCACCAGCUGUGCUUCGCCGUAGCUCAGGACCCCUCCGUGCUUGAGCUCUUCUUCCACACAAGUGAGGACCAGGGAGCCGCCAACUUCCUGCUCUUCUCUCUCCUCAUCCCCUACACACACAGGGAAGGCCCUGUGGGAGAUAAAGCCAGAAAUGCUCUGCUGCUUAUUAUGUCUCUCUCCGCCCACAACUGCAGAGUGGCCAAUCAUAUUGCAGAACAAACCUACUUCUGUCCGGUUUUAGCCACAGGUCUGUCUGGACUCUAUUCUUCCCUCCCAGCCAGGUUGGAGGUAUACAGUGAGGACUGGCACAGUUUGCAGCCAGCGGAUUGGCUGCAGGUGCCAUCACUCAUCCACUUCCUUCACUCGUUGCAGUUCUGCAGCACAGUCAGCCAGGUAGCGCAUCCCUCCAUAAAGUCCCAGUUGUUGGGCUACAUCUAUAAUGGUUUCUUGGUGCCUGUUGUAGCCCCAGCUCUUCAUAAGCUCACUCUGGAGGAAGUGAUGACAUCGACGGCAUACCUGGAGCUCUUCCUGCGCAGCAUCUCGGACCCAGCCCUCCUCCACACCUUCCUGUCAUUCAUUCUGAUGCAUCGGCAUGACAACGUACACAUCCUGGAUACACUAGUCAGCCGGAUCAACACACCCUUCCAGUUGGGUACAGUGUCGCUGGCCCUCUUUCGCACUCUAAUUGGAUUACACUGUGAGGACGUCAUGCUGCAACUUAUUCUCAGAUUUUUGAUCCCCUGCACACACGUGUUGAGUGGAGUGAGAGAGAGGCUGAGAGAGAGGGAUUGCUACUCCUCUUCCGCUGCUGCUCUCCUCUCUCUCACUCCCUCCUUCCUACAUCAGAGCAGCACACAGCAGGACUGCAUCCUGUGGACAAAGGUCACAGAGGGCUUCCUAAAGGGAAAUAUGGGCCUAGACGACCUGCUGACGAGCAGCGCCACUGUGGGAUACUGGCGUUUCCUCGGGGGCGACUCCCUGACGGACAGCAACUACCUGCAGUACCUAAGAGAAGCCCACGACGUGGUCGGCGCCUGCGUCUGGGCGUGCCAGGUGUGGUCGGCGCCUUACGACGGCCUGCGUCCCUCGCCCGAGGACUACCGCGAGGAGGAGGAGGAGCGCCAGCAGCAGGGGGAGCGCCAGAGGGGAGGAGCGGAGAGGGAGCGCGAGGAGGAGGACGGCGUGCUGCCCUUCAUCAGCUCCUCACAGGCGCUCUCGCCAGCGGCCACGCCCGUCUCCGUGUCCAUCUCCGCGUCCAUCUCCGCGCCACCCCCUGCGGCCGACACCAGCUCCGGCGGCCAGUCGGCGGAGCUGGAGUGGGAGUGGGACGACAUGUUCGAGUCGGGGAUGGAGUGCGUCGAGGCCGAGGCCGAGCAGCCGGCCGCCGCGAGGGCCGUGGAGCCGCCCCAGCACCUGGUGGAGAUGCGGCGGAGCGCCAUCUCCCUCGUCCAGGGCUCGUACGUGGAGGAGGCCGAGUUCCAGGACGACGUCCUGGUCUACAGUCUCAUCGCCCAGAGGGACUCGCGCGCGCGUGCACACACACCUGCGCAUGCACACACACACGCCGCUCAGGUGAGCACAAACAACCAGACACACAACUCCAGCACGCACGCCACUGUGCAGAGUGCACGCAUUCGGCCGCGUAAGGCAGUGGCAUCUGCCCAGCAGGACUUAAGCACACACUCACUUUCUCCCACGGACACCCAGAAACACUGUGACGCACACUCACACACACACGCAGUCACUCAGAGCGCACAUAGUGGUGCACACACACUGUCCACUGUUCAGAGUGCCUGUACACACUCACACGCUCACACACACCAACAAACAGGAAGUGCGUUGACCAACGGGCUUGGCUCAGAAAUGGAUCACUCCGGUGACAACACCAAUGCACAGACCAGCACCAGCACUCAGGACUGUGUCCAAAAUGGACUGGACCACAAUUGCCGCCCGUCUCAGGACUACAACUCCAAGCAUCCACAGGACUUUGUUUCCCAGUGCCUGGAGCUCAUCCAGAGUCUAGGCUGGGAGGCGGAGAGCAUCAUGGGAGAUGAGGAGUUCCGAGAGCGCGUUCAGCGACUGUCCUUUGCCUUGCAGGAGGAAGCGGAGUUAAGCUUUGAGUAUGCAGAGCCACUGAAACUUACGAAAGCUGAAGAAGAUCGAACUAAAAACCAGAAACAGGGCCAAGACACACCCUUCACAGGGCCAUUUAUUAGUGUUCUGCUCUCUCGGCUGGAGAACCUUGUGGAGAAUUCGAUUGAGGUGAACCUGCUGGUGACGGGCAUCCUGGCCCAGCUGGCGGCGUUCCCCCAACCACUGCUCCGCUCCUUCCUGCUCUCCACCCAGCCAUUCUUCCAGCCUGGAGUCCGCACUCUCUACCAGGUGCUGGUGUCAGUGAGGGAUCAGCUGGAGCGCUAUGCUGAGAAGCAGACGGGCUUCGCUGAGCUGGUGCGGGAGGCGGGGCUCUACCUGCUGGCCAGAGAUCAGGCCCUGAGAGAGAGAGAGAGAGCAGGUGAGAAUGGGGAGAGCUGGUUUCCCAUUGGUCAAGUCCUGAGGCCCCUCCCACGGUGUCCCAAGAUCCCGCCGGCGUGGCGGAGUCGUGUCUACGCUGCCGUUCUGUUCGGCGAGUUCCUGAAAGAGCUGUCCGCUCUCGCCCAGGAGCACACCACCCUGCUGGACCCCAGUGAGGGAUAGACCCUCCUGACAGGACUACUGGACUUGUGCCAUCACUGUCCCGCACCAACUCCCUCCUCAGACUGACCUCCACCCUCUUUACUGUCUGUGCAGCUCUCCCUCAACAUCCAGAAUACACACCAGGCUUGGCAUACUAUCACAUGUGAAUUAAAGCAUAAGACUUGUGGGAACAAUGUGCAUUUUUGCAUUUGGUAUAAAGUUAGCAGAUUGAUUUUUCCAAGAUCUUAAAUUAUUUUUAGUACCUUUGGGCCGGUCUUUUAAUCGAAGUCCCCAAGAUCUGUUCCAUUCUCCAGGUGUGUAACCUAACACGGUCAUAACACGGACGUGUUCCAGUGCCCAGCAGUUCUCUCUCCUGCCUUCGUGAUCUCUACCCAGCCUUCUCACUCACAGAAAACACAGUUGACUUCCCAGGCAUUAUGCAGUGUCCAUUUCGCCUUCUGAAUGCCUGUGUCCAAUUUAUCCAACCUUUAAAAUGUCUGCCCAAACUAGCCCUAAAAAUAUUUGUGCCACAUUUCUUUUCGUUCUCAACCCAAUUUGAAACAUGUCCAGAUGACCAUCCCUUUACAACCACUAACAUGUCCGCCCAAACUUGCCAAUGUAAGUGUUUUACCUGUAACAUAUCUGUUUUAACUUCAUCACAUCUGUCCUUCACAGUGAGAGGAGUCAUACAUGAUAUCACUUCACUGUUACACAUGUACUGUCUGUCUUUGUAACCUAUCUGCACAUAUCAUUUAUAUGUAACUGUAUUCUUGUUAUGGAGAUGUACUGUGUGAAUGAUUUGUGCAAUUCCCUAUGAGUUUAUAUUUGUAUGAUAUAUGUUUACAUUGCAGUACAAAAUGUCUCCAAUUAUGCAGUAAGAUGGCCUGUAUGACUGUGUGUGUGUAUCUGUUUGCAUGUGGGUGUGUGGGUGUCUGGAUGUGUGUGUGUGUGUGUAUCUGUA